AUGAAUUCAGCGAAGAAGAUUGUGGCAGAGGAGAUCAAACUGCAAGAGUAUCAUGGACUAACGCGACUUAUAAAGUGUUAUCUGUUUUUAUGCGGAGCAUGGCCGAUUUCACAUCCCGGAAUACUGUAUCGUGCCCUAUCUAUUUACACUAUUAUUUCCAAUUUACUAGGAAGCAUCACGUUGUUCCGAUUUACUUUCGCCAACGUUUCUAGUAUCAGCCAGGCGGUUAGAGGAUUUAGUCUAGGAAGUAGCUGCAUAUCCUUGGCGUUAAAGGAUAUACAGCUCACGUAUUACAUGAAAGAGUCAUAUGAGAUAUUAACGACUCUUCACAACUAUUUCAAAGAAUCUCUACUCGACAAGAACCUGAGAUAUUGCGUGUUAGAUAGGGUAACAAGUGUCAGACGUUUAACAUUGAUUCAUUUUUUUAUUGUCACCAGUGGCGCCUGCAUGUUCGCCUUCGUGCCAAUCAUUCGCAUUAUCCUUCAAACUUGGCAUGGCGUACAGCCAGUUAAAUAUACACUUCCAGCGCCGGCUCUGUACCCAUGGAAAAUAUAUCCUGGAGGCAUGGUUUAUAAAAUAACUUACAUAUAUGAAAUGUAUAAUAUGUUGUGCUUGGCCACCAUAACUGUUGGGGUCGAUUGCCUUUUUGCGUAUUAUAUAUUUCUCAUAACUGGACAAUUUCGAGUUCUGAGCCAUCAAAUGGUCAAUCUGCAGUCCAGUGAGGAUCAUGAUGAAUUUAUCCGCAAAUGGGUGGACAAAUUUCUGGUGUUGAGGCAAUGCUGUCGAAAACUCCAAAAAAUGUAUGGGCCCAUAAUUUUGUGGCAGAUCACCACCAAUGCAGCUGUAAUUUGCGCUAUACUGUUUCAAAUUUCGCAAGGUAAAGGCAUUCCUGUAGCAGCGUAUAUUCAAAUUCUCUGCUACAGUGGUGGGAAAAUAGUGCAAACUUUUAUAUAUAGCUCAUCUGGAACCAUUCUGACGGAGGAGAGUGAACUGGGAACACAAUCAGCGUACUUCUGCGAUUGGCCAGACGCAGUACAUCAUCGUUUCAGGACAGCUAUCUUAAUAAUUUUGACACAAGAGCCACUGAAAGUUUCAGUUGCUAACUGGAUAAUUGUGUCUAACGAAUUAUUUGUUAUGACGCUGAAUGCGGCAGUAUCUUAUUACUUCUUAUUACAGACAUUUGAAGAGAAGCAAUCGUAG
Molecule: messenger RNA, 1200 nt
Organism: Diachasma alloeum
Lineage: Eukaryota; Metazoa; Arthropoda; Insecta; Hymenoptera; Braconidae
Gene: Or175
Product: odorant receptor 47a-like
Exons: 5
Coding region: 1-1200 (399 amino acids)
Biological process (GO): sensory perception of smell; detection of chemical stimulus involved in sensory perception of smell
Cellular component (GO): plasma membrane
Molecular function (GO): olfactory receptor activity; odorant binding
Source: RefSeq, a predicted model, not a curated record